Molecule: messenger RNA, 239 nt
Organism: Amoebophrya sp. A25
Lineage: Eukaryota; Dinophyceae; Syndiniales; Amoebophryaceae
Source: the annotation of a GenBank genome assembly
CCUAGAAGUAAUAUGCAGAUGAACAAACGGCCCAGCAUGUGGACUCCACGAAUCGUUCCUCCUCUUGUUGCAGGUGUGCAGGAUCCUAAUUACCCUGAAGAUGGAGGACUCGAAGUAGAUGGAGAGGACGGCAACAUUGACGUCAACGAUGACGAUGAAGGCACGAUUCUAAACGGUGCAUUGCCAGUACAACCGCCGUCAUCGGCGACAGGUUUUCCAUCGAAUAAUCAAGAGGCGAG